AUUUAACACCCGUCUAAAAUAAUGAUGAACACAAAAAAACGUUGAUUAAUAAAAACAAUUAAACUAACUUAUAAUUUAGGUUUGCACAUUACUUCUGGACUUACAACAUUCUUAGCAUCCGUAACAAUGAAACUGUUGGUACUACUGAUAGGAUUGUUUCUGGUAGUUGAGACAGUUUCUGCUCAACAAGGAAACUGCCAUACGAUAGAUUCAUGCUCCUGCGUCUACGAUGAUGGAGUGAUAGUCAAUUUGACAUCACUGGCAAGAACAGAUGGCCUGCCAAAUUUCAGCAACAAGACCGACAAUGCAGGUAGUGGGGACACAUACUCGUGGAACCCGUGCGUGCCUUUCUCCUACAUAGGACCGAAAAAUAACACCGAGUGUGAGGGUGUUGCGGUAUGUAUGAUACGCCCAGGCUUUCCCAACCCGUUAAUGUACGAUCUAGGUAAACAGGAUAGUGCCAAUUUCAACGUUGACGAAAACGGAACACUGACCUUGACAUACACUUCGGAUCAAGGUGACUUCAAACGCACAACGACUAUAAUACUUCAGUGUUUUGAUAGCACCGUAUUUGACUUCUUUGUAAUUGAUGGAGAACAAGACAUCAACAACGUCACCAUUGACUAUAAAAUGACACUGGCAAGCAAGUGGUCAUGCGCAUACGCUCCAAGUAUAACUCCUGCGGAGACACCAUCAUCCGGUCUAAAUGGUGGAGUCAUCUUUGUCAUUGUAGUGUUCAGUCUGCUUGGCGCAUACCUUAUUUUCGGUGGGCUGUAUCAGGCUCUGAUUAAGAAGGAAUCUGGUAUGCGGCUGUGUCCUAACCACCAGUUCUGGUGCGCCAUUCCAAAUGUUUUCAGGGGCAAGAAAUCCAACGUGAUCAACACCGACGGCGGUAACACAUACGAGAGUAUUUAAUCUGACUGAAUAUUCAAUCAUUUAACUCACAUGUUUUCAUUCUUGGCUUUAUCCUCUCGAACUUGGUCCAGUGUUGUGUAGUUCCAAGCAACGGCAUGUCGCCAUAUUCAUCAAAUGAUGUGACCAGACAACGGUUCAAACUACACCAGCUUUUGCAGCUUCCAGUAAUGCAGAGCCAGUAUUCACACAACUUCUUAAGUUUUUUUUUAUAUUUAAUGUCAUUUUCUAAGUUAAGUUUCUCGUUUUUCAUAUAAUAUGUCUGCAUUUUUGCUUAUAAAUUACUUUAUUCAUUUACUUUAUUUAAACUACUCACUGUUUAUGUUAAAAAAUGUAUAAACGUAUUUUUGACAAAAUCUUAAAAACAUGAUAUGACUUAAGUUAGAAAAUGCCUCAAUAGUCUUUAUGAAUACUGGCCCGAGUAUUUCUUUCAAAGCUAAAUAAACAUCGAAUGAUCAUGUAUCACGAGUGUU
This is a messenger RNA of Mya arenaria, 1385 nucleotides long. RefSeq lists its product as uncharacterized. Lineage: Eukaryota; Metazoa; Mollusca; Bivalvia; Myida; Myidae. The transcript has 7 exons. Gene Ontology annotation, cellular component: trans-Golgi network. The record is from RefSeq and is a predicted model, not a curated record. Bases 127 to 915 code for a protein of 262 amino acids.